UGUAAUUGGUCCAAACCUUAUCCCCUUAUCCUCACCCCCACCCAUCCAUCCAACCUUCACAAAGCUCAUACAACACUCUCAUCUACAUUCCAUUCCACAAACCACGAACCAUCUCCCAUCUCCAACUCCCCAUGGCCAUGGCAACCCAAGCUUCCCUCUUCACUCCACCCCUCUCCAACCCAAAACCCGGCGACCGCGUCGCCCUGGCGGUACCCUGGAAAUCCUCGUCUUCGCCCUUCGCCAUACCGAAGCCGCACAAGUUCUCCCACAUAAGGGCGGCUGCGGCUGCAGAAGGCAAAGCAGCCGCAGCGCCCGCCAAGGAGGCUCCGGAGGGAUUCACUCCACCGGAGCUAGACCCGAACACGCCGUCCCCAAUAUUUGGAGGCAGCACGGGCGGGCUCCUCAGGAAGGCCCAAGUGGAGGAAUUCUAUGUGAUCACAUGGGACUCCCCCAAGGAACAAGUGUUCGAGAUGCCAACGGCGGGUGCGGCGAUAAUGCGGCAGGGCCCGAACCUGCUGAAGCUGGCUAGGAAGGAGCACUGCCUGGCGCUGGGGACAAGGCUGAGGUCGAAGUACAAGAUAAAGUACCAGUUUUAUAGGGUAUUCCCUAAUGGGGAGGUGCAGUACUUGCACCCCAAGGACGGGGUGUACCCGGAGAAGGUGAACCCUGGUCGCCAGGGGGUGGGUCUGAAUUUCCGAUCCAUCGGCAAGAACGUGAGCCCCUCCGUCGUCAAGUUCACCGGCAAGCAAGUCUAUGACUUGUGAGCAGAUGAUAAGGUGAACGGUGCUGUGUUCUGGUGACCAUGUAUUUUGUGGUUAUGUGAUUUAAAUUCGGUGGGUUUUUUUUUUCGGAAUUUGUAAUGUUAAAUUUCCUUAAGUUUUUAAGAGAGUUACAUUGGAUAUGUAAAAGAUAUGAACAUGAAAUGUAAUUGGUUGUGUUUGUCAUCAAUUUAGACAGAUGUUUUUGCUAAA
Messenger RNA from Malania oleifera, 971 nucleotides. RefSeq names its product photosystem I reaction center subunit II, chloroplastic-like. Gene Ontology annotation, cellular component: photosystem I reaction center; photosystem I. Gene Ontology annotation, biological process: photosynthesis. The transcript has a single exon. NCBI's taxonomy places the organism in Eukaryota, Viridiplantae, Streptophyta, Magnoliopsida, Santalales, Ximeniaceae. The record is from RefSeq and is a predicted model, not a curated record. The coding region runs from base 132 to 764 and encodes 210 amino acids.